GCAGACCACGACAAUCACCCAGACAGGCCGAACAUCGAACUGCAGCUCGAUUUCCGCGCACAGAAAAACGCAGUCACAAUGGUCGACAUCCUCCCCAUCUCCUCCUUCCCCUCAUACAUCAACCUGCUCCCCUCCGUGCAAACCUGCAACAUCACAAACCUCCCCGAAAACUACUUCCUAAAAUACUACCUCUACCACGCGCUCACCUGGCCGCAACUCAGCUUCGUCGCAGUCGUACGACCCAAGGGCGGAUAUGGACGGAAUAACCGUAAUAACAAAACCGCCUUCCUACCGGGCGAAGAAUACCCCAAGGUCGUGGGCUACGUGCUUGCCAAAAUGGAGGAGGAGCCCUCCGACGGCGUGGCGCAUGGUCACAUUACCAGUCUGAGUGUGAUGCGCACGCAUCGCCGGCUGGGCAUUGCAGAGCGGCUGAUGCGGAUGAGUCAACGGGCAAUGGCAGAGUCGCAUCGCGCGCAUUAUGUUUCCCUGCAUGUGCGUAUGUCGAAUAACGCCGCAUUGCGCCUCUACCGUGACACGCUGGGCUUUGAGGUGGAGAAGGUGGAGAGUAAAUAUUAUGCGGACGGCGAGGAUGCGUAUGCUAUGCGCAACGAUCUCAAGUCGAUGUGGAUCGAUUGGUCGGAGGAAGAGGAAAAGGAGAAGAAAGACGCUGAAAACAAAAAUGGGGAUGGGGUAGAUGGUCAUGCUGAUGAGGGCGAGGCGGUUGGGGAGUUGGGGAAGAGUGGGGAGGAGAAGGAGAAGGAGAAGAUGAUUCGGGUCAAGGUUGGUAGAGGGUUGGGCGUGGGUGAUUUGGUGGAGAGGAAUGAGGCUGCGACAUCGAGUCGAUAGGUGUGACUUGGUAACUUGGAGGUGGUAGACUAAUGUAGGAAUGUUUGGGGGGGGGUUGAAGCUAAGGUUGAAUUGCAGCGCUAAAAAUGAUAGAAUACUGAAAUGCUAUUCAAAAUGUCCCAAAAUAUAAUCAU
This is a messenger RNA of Talaromyces proteolyticus, 980 nucleotides long. RefSeq names its product N-terminal acetyltransferase A complex catalytic subunit ard1. Gene Ontology annotation, molecular function: protein-N-terminal-glutamate acetyltransferase activity; protein N-terminal-serine acetyltransferase activity. The coding region runs from base 79 to 846 and encodes 255 amino acids. Gene Ontology annotation, cellular component: NatA complex. NCBI's taxonomy places the organism in Eukaryota, Fungi, Ascomycota, Eurotiomycetes, Eurotiales, Trichocomaceae. Gene Ontology annotation, biological process: N-terminal peptidyl-glutamic acid acetylation. The transcript has 2 exons. The record is from RefSeq and is a predicted model, not a curated record.